Molecule: messenger RNA, 663 nt
Organism: Necator americanus (New World hookworm)
Lineage: Eukaryota; Metazoa; Nematoda; Chromadorea; Rhabditida; Ancylostomatidae
Exons: 7
Coding region: 1-663 (220 amino acids)
Biological process (GO): exocytosis; synaptic vesicle priming; synaptic vesicle fusion to presynaptic active zone membrane
Cellular component (GO): SNARE complex; plasma membrane
Molecular function (GO): SNAP receptor activity; syntaxin binding
Source: RefSeq, a predicted model, not a curated record
AUGGCUGUUAAACGUGGUGAUAUUGACAAUUUCCCAAAUCUUAAGCCCAUAUCUAACCAAGGAAAUGAAAGAUUGAGGCUUAAAAUGGUUGAUUUUGACGCCGAAAUAUUGCGAAUGAACUCCGAGGCUCUUGGCUGUACAAAUAGAAUGGUUGGAGAGUUGGAAAAGAUCAACGAAGAAGGUGUGAUGACGCUUGCAGCUCUUGAAAAUCAGGAUGAACAACUAGAUAAGCUUGAGGAGAAUCUCCACCAAAUAAAUGACGACAUAUCAGCAGUGAAAAAUGACAUUAAAAAGAUGGAACGUUGUUGUUGUUUCAAUUUGUUGUGUUUACCGCUGAAACGAUUCCGAAGAAACAAAGACAAAGAUAUGAAAGAACGAAUUGUAGCGUCAUCAAUAGUAGUGAACCAUAGAUCUUCUAAUCGUAAAGGAAGAGAUGGCGCUUAUAUACCCAGAUUAACAGAUGACGCUGUUGAAAAUGAGAUUGAGGAUAAUCUUCGCCAAGUCGAUGAAACUCUCAACUCUAUUAAACAUUUAGCGGUUGAUAUUAAUGUACAAUUGAGUAUACAAGAGCCAAAACUUGAUCGAAUACGAGAUUUGAUGGAAAAUAGUGAUUUGGCGAUGGGCGGAGCAAAUGAGAGGGUUAAACGAUUGUUGUCAGAAUGA